CAACUUUAUUUUCUUAGCAGUUUUUUCCAUUUUUGCUGUUUGGUUGUCAUGUUUUCUCUGUUCCUUGUAAAAUUUUUUGUUGUUGUUUUCCAAAUAUUUCAACAUUUACGUUUUCCUUUUAUUGUAAUGUUAUUACUUUAUUCCCAUAUUUUCCAAUCCAAUCUACUUUAUGUAUAAAGCACAUUUUAUAAACACAAUUUCCAAAGUGCUUUACAAACUAGUAAAACAAUAAAUAUUAAAAAGUAAAAGUACAAACUAAGGCAACAAAAGCUAAUGAAUAAAAACAAACAUUUAGAACAAUAAAUACAGUGAGAAAAAACGUCAUUAAAAAACAAUUAACUUUUGACUUUAUUCUCAUAGUUUACGUUUUUCACAGCCUAGUUUUCCAAAACGUCCACCUUUAUUUUUUUUGUCUUGUUUUGUUUCUUAUAUAAUAUUAAAACUUCGGAAAAUUGAAUUAUAAUCACUAAUGAAUUUUUAACUUUACGUAUUAUAUAUAUUUUUUGUCAUUUUCUGUAUGGUAUUUUAGGACCUUCUGUAUUUCUGUAUGGAAUGUGGCACGGGCUGCAAAUGGCCCCCGGGCCACCCUUUGGACAUCCCUGCUCUGUGGGUUUCCCCACUCCUGACAACAACAAACAUCUCCAGUUUAUCUUUAUAGUCUUAUCCCGAGCGAGCGGUGCAAAGUACCUUUGCAUCGUCAGCCUUUUUUUGUGCUGUUUACGCUGGAGAUCUGUUUCGUUUCUGCCUCCCCGGCUGCCCCGCCGCCUUCUCAAGUGGUGAUUAUGCACAGUCAGCUUCACGCUACCGGAGAAGUAGCUUCAAUGUUUCCUUCCAACAUGCGGCGCGGCCUGUUUAGAUGAGGUGCUGACUAGCAUGUAAGUCAAGAGGCACCAAAAGCUGUGUCUGCGUGUGUGUGGGUCGGUGGCCGCACAUUCUCACUUCACAGCAGCCAGAAAACGUCAGCAAAUAUGCAAAUUGAAAAAAAGGAUCGUAAACACCACUUUUCCAUCGCAUGUGCAACAUGUCAGAAGCAGAGUUUAUUUCAUCCUGACACUGAUCCGUAGCUCGGCAGUCACUGCUUGUCUGUCCACUUCCUGUGUUUAAAUGUUCCCCUUCUCUAAUGUGGACAGAAAGGGAUUUUUACAAUAAAUUACUGAUAUGAAAUAGCUUAGAACAUAAUAAAUAGAAAAAUUAAAUCAACUAAAGAGAUUGUUGAUACAUGAAUUCAUAAAUACUAGAGUAAAAUUCCGUAUACGGUCGUUAAUCGCCACAUUGCACUUCCAAUUUCUUUGCUUCACUCUACUAGGGUUUUUCAAAAAUAGAUUCUUUCAUAAAUCAUGCUGCUUUGUGGUUCAAUAUGGCCUGUUAUUAGUCCAAAAAUAUGAAUAUUUAAGCAAAUGUUAACAUAGUUUUUACCUAAGUUUAGCAUUUUCAAGCACACAGGCGGCUAAAUGAACAAAAAUACAAACAUAAGGCAUUCAAAGACAUUGUUGAUAUGGAGCAUUGUACACUGGUCACUAGGUGUCAGUAAUGUUACCACAUUAUUGGAUGCGACACACAAGCACCAGACUUGAUGGCCGGAACAACAGGCUUUUAUUGCAGGCUUGAUUGAGCUCACAACAGGCACAAUAAUCCCUAAUAACAAUCCAUCAUAAAAACACGGCAUACUUUUACGGCUUUUUGCUACCGACACAAAGCUGAAACUUAACUCUGAACCCCCGACGCCACUUCCUGUCCGCCUCUUUCAGGUCGCAGGGGAACACAUUUAUAUUAACACACAUGAGCACUAGUCUUGUUUAUGUCUUAUUUUCUCCUAUGUUCACUAUGUUGGGUAAUCGGUCUAUGAAGGUGACUAUAAUGGUGUUAUUUCAUGUCUAGAGGGCUCUAAUCAUGUUAAAAGGUGUAUUUAGAAGGUUUUAAAAAGGUUUUCUGUGCUUUUAUGUCUUAUUUUCUCUUAUUGUGCUUACUAUGUUGGGUAAUAGGAGUGUAAAGGUGACUAUAGGGGUGUUAUUUCAUGUCUAGAGGGCUUAUAUUGUUAAAAGGCUUAUUUAGAAUGUUGUACACCAGUUUUGCUAUGCUCUAAUAUGUCUUAUUUUCUCUUAUUAUAUUUACUAUAUUGGGUAAUAUGAGUGUAAAGGUAACUAUAGGGGUGUUAUUUCAUGUCUAGAGGGCUGUAAUGUUAAAUCUGUAAUGUAUCUAGAAGGUCGUAAACAUGUUUUCUAUGCUCUGAUUAGCAAACUAUUCCAUUUAUCCAAUUAACCGCGGUAAAUGAGGGAUUACUGUAAUGGCAGAAUAUAACUUCUAAAUUUAUAAGUGAUGCAAACAGUAAAAAAGAAAAGACUUUUUUUAUGUGAAAAGUAAUACAUUGAAAAAAAAACGAACAAAUUAAGGAAUUUAUAUGAAGAAAAAAAUAAAAAAUAUAUAUAUAUAUAUAUAUAUAUAUGUACGGUAUGUAUAUAUAUAUAUAUGUAGUACAAAGAAUUAACAUAAAGGCGUUAAAAAGUAUGAGCUAUAUUGAAGUGAGAUGAGUGGAUCUGCACAUGUUUUUGUAUGCAAGCUAAUGUGAUGCAUGGCUCCCACAUGCUAAAUGGUGAUGGAUGUGCAUGUGGAUGUGUUCCUUUUUCAUAUGAAGCGGUGACACUGCCUACUCCUGGCCUGGAAUGCAUAUUACAGCAUUUUCACAGGGCACUGUAACACCCUGACAGCCUGACGAUACAGCCGUUGCUUGUUUGCCUUGGGGGAGGGUUACCACGUGUGUUUUCCAAAUGUUAGCGUGAGAUGUGGGAACGCUUGAGUUCCGGGAUUCCAACGUGACGCUCCUGAGGCUGAUGCUUGCAUGAUGUCAGCUGACAUGACACUUAACAUCUUUCAUUCUUGAAGGUCUUGGCCUUGAGGGGGGGCGACAUGCUUCCUGGCAUUGUGAGAUUUUUAACAGUGCAUAUGUUUUUUUGUUUAGCCUCCACAUGUUUGCAUGUCAAGCGCUUGUUUUUUUGUGCUGGAUGGAAUGGAAAGACAAUAGCCAAGCUUGGUGUCUAUUUUCUGGAAGCUUUUUGCUGGUGUUUAUUUUGUCGCCGGCCAUAAAACACCCCGCAUCUCUUUGAAUUCUCGCUUGAGAAUUGGUUCACCAUUGUUUUGCAGAGCUGUGAAGUCGGGUGUGGUGGCAAGAACACAGACGGCUGUGUCACUGGGCGCCCGUCCAAGAUAGUCAACUACUGUAAAACCUCCGACGUGCAACACAAAAGCAAAAUUGUUCACAUGUUGAAGCCGUUUUCCCAGAAAAGAAUAAAAAGAGAAAUAAAUGAUUAUAUAAUACAGUCCAAUAGAAUAGAGGAUAAGUAACAGUAAAGGUAAUACAUAGCAUAUUCAGUAACUAGAUUAAGCAACUUCAGUAUAAAUUGUGUGUGAAUGCUGAACUAAAUGUAGAAAUAAAUGUUGAAAUAUCCUCAAAAUACCUUGCAAUCUAUUCAUCGAACCAGCACCCCUCAGGUUAGGAGGACCGCUCUACCACCUGAGCCAUGCCACCCUGCACCGAAUAAAAAAAUGAAGAACAGUAGGAAUAGGAUCGAUUACACAAGGACUGACGAUUGAACGAGCAAGCACUGAGUUUGUCUAUUCGUUUUAGAGGACUAAAACCGGGGAUAUUUAAAAUGUUGCAAUGUAAAAAUGUGGACGGGUUACAUGAGGGCUGAGGAUCGAACCAGCAGCCAUUUCUGAAUUUGAAAUGUUGGAAUAUAAAAAUGGAGAACGAUUACACGAGGAUCGAACCAGCAACCAUUGAAUUAGUCUAUUAUCUAAAAACAGCGGAAUUUGAAAAAAGCAAAAAUGCGGAGUGAAUAAGUUGAAUCAGGUUGGGAAACAACCAUUCUACCUGCUUCUACCAGCAAUGUCACCCUGUAGAAUAAAAGGAAUGUUACAGGAAUUGAAAAUGUCAAAUGACUAUCCAUCAGUGGGUGGCGCCAAAUAAAUUCCCAUGCAUUUUCAAUGGGAAAAUUGCCACAGAAAAAAAUAAAUGUGGGAAUUUUGGGAUUUGUCAGACAAAAAAAUGAGGAGGAAUAAGAAGUAGAGACAAACAGACAAUGAAAAAUGAUAUAGCAUCUCACACGAAUACUCCAAUAAAGAAAUAGAUUUAUGAAGAUGGCGGUAGACUGUUUUCUGGUGGAAGAAGCCAAGCUUGUGGCUCGGCAUCCCAAAUAAGUGGUGAUUACAAAGCAGGGAAGUCUUUCAAGUCAAAAACUUGACAUUCCUCCUUGCCGGGCAACAAGUCUCCAGCGUGUUUGUAAAAGUGGCUGCCAAGCAGGGAAUGCUGGGGAGUGAAAGUGGGGGCAGGAGGAAAAUCAAAACAGCCCAAAAAGGACGCUGUGUGCGGUCUUUUUUUCAUUUUAUUUUGGUGAUUGUCCCCCUGCUUGGACAUCAAGAACAACAUGGAGACACUGACGGCCUUGGCUUAUCAACCUGGGACACACGUUGUCCAAUGGUUGUUUAGUCAUUUUUAUGUUUAUUUAUUUGGAAUUAUUUUUUGACACUUCUAUUUAAGUCAGGGGUGUCCAGACGUUUUCCAGCGAGGGUCACAUUCUGAAAAAUGAAAGGAUGCAACUUUGCCACUUCUCAGCUUCGUGGUCUCUUAAAUUUUCUUUUCAUAAUAUUAUGACUUUAUUCCCAUAAUAUUAUAAACUUUUUCCCCAACCCACUUUUCCAAAAAUUACAACAGUAUUUUGUUUUCUUUGUUUCUCAUUAUAUGAUCACUUUUUUUCCAUAUUUUGUCAUUGAUAUUUCAACUCUAUGCUAGUAAAUCAUCAUAAUAUUAGUUCAUAAAUCCACAGGACUUGAUGGAAACAGUCCUUUGUGCCAGGAGAUGGUAAUCACAUGAGGCGUGGAUGUUGAGACUGGUGUGGGAACUUUAUCUCCGCCAUUGGAAGGAUGUACAUUUGACACGUUUAUUCUCUGAAAAUUACAUAAUUAUAAUAUAAUUAGUAAUUAAUAAGUCAUUAUUAAUAAUAUAAUUUGUUUUUUGUUUUUUUUCUACUGUUGUUUCCAACUAACAACUACAUUUUCUUCUCGUAAUUAUGACUUCAUUCCCAUUAUAUUUGGACUCUAUUCUUGUGGACUCUAUUCUGCAAUGUAAUUUUCCAAAAGUGACAACUUUAUUUGCUCUUUUGUUUCUCAUAUUACCACUUUUUUCUUUACCGUAAUGUUAAAUUACUACUUUUUAAUAUGCCAGUAUUUAAUAUACUACUAAAAUGUUUCCUCAUAUUACGUUAUUCUCAUAAAAUUACAACCUUUUCUUGUUAGAUUACAUCUUUUUUCCUCUCAAUAUUUUGACUUUAUUUGUGUUAAAUUACUGCAGAUUUUUCCGUUUUUUUCUGUUUAUUUUUAAUUUUUUUUAGUUUUCAUGUUAAGUUAUAUUUUUUGAAUUUUGCCGCGGUCCAAUAGAAUUAAACAAAUGGCCCUCAGGCCGCACUUUGCACACCCCUAUUGGAAGUCAUUUUGAUUUGGUCAUUCAUUUUUAAUUCAGUCAGAUGUAAAUAUUUUCAACUAUCAGCACAUAUUGUAAAACAUACUGCAUUAUUCACCAGCGGGCUUAUAUGAUGGAUGUGGUGAAAAACAUAUUAUUAAUAUGAAAUAUGAUUUUGUAUUUCAAGUGACAGGAGCAGCAGACUGUAAUUUGUGUAUGCUUUUUAAAAAACAAAAUAACUUCCUGCACAUGCAGCAUUGUUGGUCCUGAUUCCUCCUUUUAACUGGGGGAGCGGACAAAGGAGGGGGAGGGGCGGGCAAGGAGGCGGAGCCAGCCCUGCUGCUCCGAGUCAAAGUACACAAGUGUGUGUGAGCGUGUGUGUGAUACCGGCACAAAGGAGAAGUGUCUGACUGAGAGUGCUUCCUCGAGAGGGACGUGGACGCUGAGAGGGUUUUUGGAGGUAGAGGACGGGGGACAGGAAGCCAACCCUGAGGACAAAAUCCGUCACAAGCGAGGAGGAGGACUGGGACGUGUGUGGAUAAUGCCAGGCUUCCCUGUUUGGAGGCUCCAACUUAGCAGGGUGCUUCUCAGUGUAAAGGCUCAGCAGGGGGAGGGGGACGGUGGAGUUCCCCCCUCACGCUUAUGAGGGAGCUCCUCACCAUGAGGGAACUCACACUUUAGGAGGAUACCAGAGGUGGGAAUCAUGUCGGAGACGGCCAGAAAAACCUUUUGAAUCCCCGGGACCGUGAGGCGCCUCAUUGUGCACCGGCAGAGCGCCGCCCAGGCCCCCCAAACCCUCAUCCUGCUCCUCUUGGUCUCCCACAAUGAACAACACGACCCUCCUCCCUGACAGCUUCACCCUGCCGGGGACCAGCAACGUCUCCUCCAGCAACUGGACCUGCAGCAAGAACGACGGCUUCAAGUACCCGCUGUACAGCACCGUCUUCAGCAUCGUCUUCGUGGUGGGCCUCAUCACCAACGUGGUGGCCAUCUACAUCUUCACCUGCUCCCUCAAGCUGAGGAACGAAACCACCACCUACAUGAUAAACCUGGUGGUGUCCGACCUGCUCUUCGUCUUCACGCUGCCCCUGCGGGUCUUCUACUUCAUCAACCAGAGCUGGCCCUUUGGGAGCGUUCUGUGCAAGGUGUCCGUCUCGCUCUUCUACACCAACAUGUACGGGAGCAUCCUCUUCCUCACCUGCAUCAGCGUGGACCGCUUCCUGGCCAUCGUGCACCCGUUCCGCUCCAGGACGCUGCGGACCAAGCGCAACGCCAAGAUGGUGUGCACGGCUGUGUGGGUGCUGGUGCUGUCGGGCAGCCUGCCCACGGGCUUCAUGUUGGACACCACCUCGCGCGAGAAGAACCUCGCCAACGCCACCUUCUGCUUUGAGAACUUCUCCUCCAACCAGUGGAAGGCCCACUUGUCCAAGGUGGUCAUCUUCAUCGAGACUGUGGGCUUCAUCAUCCCGCUGCUGCUCAACGUGUGCUGCUCCAUCAUGGUGCUGCAGACGCUGCGCCGCCCCCACAAGGUGAGCCGCGGCAGCAAGCUCAACAAGACCAAGAUCCUUCGCAUGAUCAUCGUGCACCUGUCCAUCUUCUGCUUCUGCUUCAUCCCCUACAACGUCAACCUGGUCUUCUACUCCCUGGUGCGCACCAAGACCCUGAAGGGCUGCUUUGUGGAGUCGGUGGUGCGCACCAUCUACCCCAUCGCGCUCUGCAUCGCCGUCUCCAACUGCUGCUUUGACCCCAUCGUGUACUACUUCACCUCAGAGACCAUCCAGAACUCCAUCAAGAGGAAGCCUCAGUUGGACCGGGCGUACGACGCCAAGUUCUCCGAGGCCCUGCAGUCGGAGUCCAGCUCCAACCUGCAGUGCAGCCUGAGGAAUCUCAAAGCCAAAGUUCUUCACAACGAGUCCUCGGUGUGAGCGUUAGUGAAGGGCAAAAUACGACCUCCAUCUUGGGAAACGUGCGUGGAAGUCCCGCUUUGGAUUUAGGAGGCCCGCACCGCUGGCCUCUCCGGCUGCUACAUACUGCAUACAGUACUGUCACUGCACGAGGAGCUGCAAGGGAACGUGAUCACUGAACUGUAGUCGCGUGUUUGUGUACUUUUGUGUGGUAAGUCACGGUGCUAGCUUUAGCGCCUCUUAAAUGAACAUCAAGGAUCCAAAAGCCUUUGUGCCUCCUUGGGAGGUUUGCUUGUUUCCACUUUGAGGCGAGUUCAUGCACUGAUUGUUCUGUCUAAAAUAAAGCGAUUGCACCAGA
Messenger RNA from Dunckerocampus dactyliophorus (ringed pipefish), 7714 nucleotides. It is a transcript of the gene lpar6a, whose product is annotated as lysophosphatidic acid receptor 6a. Lineage: Eukaryota; Metazoa; Chordata; Actinopteri; Syngnathiformes; Syngnathidae. Gene Ontology annotation, cellular component: membrane. The transcript has a single exon. The coding region runs from base 6277 to 7377 and encodes 366 amino acids. The record is from RefSeq and is a predicted model, not a curated record. Gene Ontology annotation, molecular function: lysophosphatidic acid receptor activity. Gene Ontology annotation, biological process: positive regulation of Rho protein signal transduction; phospholipase C-activating G protein-coupled receptor signaling pathway.